UACACGCACAACAGUUUACAGUUUACAGGAGCUUUCGAGGAGAACUCCGCAAAUCCGCUUGAUUUUCUGUGUUGGCACCCGAAUCCCUUUCUUUUUUAAACAGAUUUGGUUAUUCAUUCCUUACCUUGAGUUUAUUCAAUUAUUACUCUCUCGAAUGUCUUGGCACGAAAACAAAUAUGCGACAAAUAUUACUGACCGUCGCUGAAAAACAUCAGAGAUGAUGAUACGUUCCUCGACGUUUCCGAUGCAAACUCAUUCAGGCAGACAGUGACACAGGAAGAAAAAUCUUUUAGAUUCUUUAUUGACGGAGAAGUAUCACAAGGAAGAGAAUUUGAUAUUACGUUUGUUGAAGACAGCCAGAAGAAGUGGAAUUUUAACCAGCAGUGUUUUGCUGCAUGUGGCGCUUACACCUGGAAUUGACAAUAAGGAAACUCUUCUCGUGGAUGUUUUAUUCAAAGAGUGUUUUUAUUAUCUAUUGCCGAAAGAAAUAUUCGCCCGCGGUUCCUUGGAGAUUAAGUGUACUGGCGAACCCCAUCAUGCUGUAAUUUCUGAAAGUGAAGGGUUGGCAUGGCUAAUGAAACUACCUCUUUACCGACAACGGAGGCGCAAGAGAAAGAAAUUCCCUUUUGGAUGAUAGCUGUAUGGUGUGUGGCCCGUAUCCUUGCCACUACGAUGAUCAUAGUGGCUAUCUAUUAUAGCCACUAUGUUUGCUGUCAAACCAGGAAUAAGCGAAAAAACAGAAGACCUUACGCAAAGCACCAACAUUUGAGUCACCCAGUAGAUGUAUAUCCCAGAGCAUUCAUUGAGCAACUGCAUGACAGUGAAACCAACUCGAGAGCCAUGUUCUCUCCGUCGUUCGUGGAUAAUAUGAGAAUACCUCGUGCAAUGGAGGUCAAAAUUAUAGAAUCAGUGUAUAGUUUAAACAACACUCAUCCUCGACCUCAACUCGACUCACCUUGUCUCUCGCCUAAACGUAGUGACAGCAAGGAGUAUUUAAGCUCAGAGAUGUUUUCCCUUCCCAAGGAAAGGAUCCCACCUUCCAGACAACAGUCUUUUAGAUAUUCAGACAUGACCACUGAGGAGUCCAAUGAGAGAAUUUACAGGGAGAAGAUGUUGGUAUCUGAGUUAAGGGAGAAACUUCGUCAUCAAAAUAUUAUUAAUGAGUAAGUAACAAGUGAGUGCUAAACGAGGCUAUGUCAAAAGACUGCAACAGCCAUUCACAUCAAGAUAAGAACUCACGGACGAGAGAAAUUACGUGUUUGGGUGGAGGGUAGAACCAUGCAAUUUAAAUGAGAAAAUGGAGGAACCUGAUUAUUAAUUCAAGAUAAGUAAAGCAGUGAAUUAAGUGCGAUCGAAAGAGCCCAUCACCUCACGCAAAGGUCAGACGAAAUUAUCCAUCAAGAAAAAACGACAAGUCUAUGAUUUAAGAGCCAUUGAAGGAGUCAAGGAUAGAGAAAAAAAAAGAAACAAACAAACACAAACUCACAAACAAAAAGAAAUAAGUAAACGCAAGAAAUGCGACUUAUUGGAGUUAAAAGGAUUGGCGCGUUGCCGGAGAUGAAAAAGGUGCUCCCGGAGAGCGAACAGCUAACGAAACUUGUCACGCUGCUGAAACAUUAAAAGCCGAGUUCAAAAUGAAUCUUGAGAUUCAUCUGGUUCGCAGGACGUGAUUUCGCCUUAUUAAUUAAAGGCAUUCUUGGUCUGCUUGCAAGUAUAGUAAGAAUCGCACUACUGCCUCUCCAAGUACGCCAGGACUUGUCACAUGUCAUAUGAAUCAUCUUCAGUAGCCAAUGGAAUACGAAAUGGAUAACUUUCAUGAUAAAAGAAAAAAAAACAUUACUGGCAUCAACUGUUGGAUAAGACGCGGUUUUCAGGGAGAAAAUGAACGCUUUUACACAUGAUUCUGUAUUUUUGUAUAAACUUCGAAAUCAGUGUAAGACUCCUGGAUCACGUAUGAUAGGUUUGCUCCUGAAAUUGUAAAAACCCACAUUGAGCGAACUUACACCACUUAUUGAAUCCCUCUAGUAAACACCAGAAACGUUAGCAUCGAUAAUGUGGCAAAACAAAACAUUUAAUGUAAAGCCGAGUGAAAGAGCUCUACGUGUGUAUUUUGAAACGUUGUAGAUUUCCUGGCUGUCUUCUGAAAAAUAAAAUGUGUAAAUACCAAA
Stylophora pistillata is the source of this 2168-nucleotide messenger RNA. RefSeq lists its product as uncharacterized. The record is from RefSeq and is a predicted model, not a curated record. Lineage: Eukaryota; Metazoa; Cnidaria; Anthozoa; Scleractinia; Pocilloporidae.